AUGGCUGAAAAACCAGCUGAUGUAAAGGAUACUCCUGAUGUGUGGUUGAAAGUUGAAUGUGGACAAUUAGAAAUGGAUGGUAACAUAGACAUCGAUGUAUUGUUACCUAAUGGAUUUGUUAUUACUGUACAGUGCUCCAUAGAUUACUCAUUAGCAAUGUUGAAAGAGGAAGUGUUUUCAAAGGCCAAAAAAUUACCAUUUUUCAAUCUUUUGCUCACACCAUCGGACUACAUAUUUUCCACUGUUGGACCCAAUGGUGAAAUUGAAGAGUUGUACGAUGAAGCACGAUCCAUAUUUUCCUUGAGACUUUUCGUACCUAUGCUAAGAUUGAUUGAGCCUAUAGGGAAUCGAAAAGAAAAGGAAUUGGCACAUGAUAUAGGUCUUGUUAUCGGAUAUCCAUUGACGGAAAUUGAAGCAAAGUUAUCGCCCGAAGAAAUGUCGUAUCGAAUGGAUUUAUAUAGAGUGUCAGAAAACGCAUUUUCUAUGCGUGGAGUUUCAGGCUACUCUCAUUAUGCUUUUCCAGAAGGAGUUUCAAGUGAACUUGAUGCUGAUAUACCUACCCAUGUUAAGUCGAAAAUACAGAUGGCAGAUUUGCACAUUGAGUUGUGGUAUCGCAGUAGGGAAGAUGAAUUGGCAAGCGUCGAUACAAAUUGCGUUUGUGUCAAAAUUCGUAAGGUUAUCGAUAUUCAUGCUUCACAUGCAAUAGCAAAUGCCAUAAAAGAGCUUAUGCAACAACACAAAUUGCUGAUUAAAGAAUGCCCACACGAUUUUCUACUGCAGGUUGCUGGAAGGCGUUGUUUCUUAACCAAAGAUAUAAGAUUGACUAGUUUUGAGUAUGUUAGAUCAUCAUUCGAAAAUUACCGCAUACCGAAAUUCAUAUUACGCAGGAAAGAUAUUGUAAUGAAGGACUUCACAGAACCUCCUCUUUUAAAUGAACCAAGUUGGGUCCGAGUAUAUGAAAGUCGAUCCAAUCGAGGUGAUAAAAAUGCCUUUAAAAAAAUUUCGUUGUGGAAGCUGAAUAAUAACUUGAAACUACGAAUACAAAGUGCAUCUCAUUUGAGUGUGUCCGAUUUUGACAAGAUAUAUGUCAAAGCAGCUUUGUACCAUGGAAUGGCUCUUAUUUCAAAUAAAGAAUCUGCCCAUGUCUCACCUUCAAAUCCACGUUGGAGCGAUGGUUGGAUUGAUUUCGAUGUUUACUUGAAGGAUAUUGCUUCUGCUGUUCAGUUGUGUCUCUCUUUAGUUGCUGUAAGACACCGAAAAAAAGAGGAAUACUUGGGAAUCGGAUGGGUGAAUAUGCGUCUUUUUAAUUGGAAUGGAGAACUUAUACAAGGCAAAUAUAUGCUUUAUCUGAGGCCAUUUCCCAAAUAUUGCGCUGAAUUACUUUAUCCAUCGGGCCAAGUAGGUUCGAAUGAGAAUCGUGACUCUGUUCGUAUUGAAGUGGAAUUUGAAAAGCAUGGGGGUAUUGUCAAGUUUCCUGAGGCAGAUUUAAUUUAUGAAUAUGUGGAGAAAAUGGAUGCUCGAAGAUUGAAAUUAUCUAUGUCAUCUUUGUUUCUUUCAUCGGAAAGUUCUGUGCAACAAUUUCUUGACUCUUUGCGUUUGGCCGAUGCUGAGCAGUUAACUGACAAGCAAAUUGAACGUUUGUGGGAAGUGAGAGAAUUGGUGGCAAAGUAUAGACCUGAUUUGCUGCCAUUAAUUGCUCAUUGUCCUUUAAUUUGGACAAGCAGAGAUGAGUUCUCACGUUUGCAUGAAUUGCUUCGCCGCUGGGGAAAAAUCCAGCCAGAAACAGCUUUAAUACUUUUGGAUUUUCGAUGUCCUGACACGAGAAUAAGGGAAUUUGCAGUAGAAUCGCUUGAUACUUCCUUGGAUAAUGACAGAUUGCAGCUUUAUGUCUUGAAAUUCGAACCUUAUGGGUCCUGUGCUUUAAGCAGAAUGCUUUUGAAAAGAGCGCUUUGUAACAAUCGUAUUGGUCAUAUAUUGUUUUGGUUGUUACGAGCUGAACUUGGGCAACUCAGCGAACUAGGUCAAGAGUUAACGAAGAAUUAUAAACGUUUUGCUUUGAUGAUUGAAGCUUAUUGUCGGGGAAAUUAUAUUCAUCUCAAUUCAAUGCUGCGACAAGUAGAUAUGGUGGCACGAUUAACGAAUCUAAGUAAAUACAUAAAGACGAUUAAGGAUAAUGAAUGUGCCACGAAGUUACGAUACCCCGUAAUCAGUAGUCUGCAUUCUAAGGCAUUGCCUUUUUAUUUAUGUCGCAAAAACGGUGGCAAUUGUUAUUUUCAGUAUUUGCAAGAGGAGUUGGCUUCACAUGUUGGAAUAAUGGAAAAUAUGAUCUCGCCACUUAAUAUUUCCGAUAAUUUGGGCUCAUUGAAUAUUGAAAUGUGUAAAGUUAUGGGAAGUGCAAAACAACCAUUGCGUUUGACUUGGAAUAACCCAGAGCCUCUUGCACGUUUGUACAGUGAAACACAUCAGAUUAUAUUUAAAAGUGGCGAUGAUUUGCGACAGGACAUGUUGACUCUACAAGUCAUGCGUAUUAUGGAUGCACUCUGGAAAAGUAAUGAUUACGAUCUUUGCUUAAGUAUUUAUGAGGUACUACCGAUGGGAAGAAAUGUUGGAAUGAUACAUGUUAUUCAAAACUGCAGUACACUUUUCGAAAUUCAGUGUGCUGCGAAACAGUUUGGCUCAACAUUUAAUAUGGAAAGCAGCCUUAUCAAUAAGUACAUUCGAAGUUGUUCAGUGGAUUCUAAGGUUUAUUUGGAAGGUGUAGAUCGUUUCACUGCUUCAUGUGCAGGAUAUUGUGUUGCGACAUACGUCCUGGGAAUCAAAGAUAGACAUCAGGAUAAUAUUAUGUUGGCCAGAGAUGGAAGACUGUUUCAUAUCGAUUUCGGACACUUUUUGGGGCAUUAUAAAAAGAAAUUAGGUAUUAAUCGUGACCGAGUGCCAUUUGUUCUCACUGAUCACUUUCUCUGCGUUAUAGCCAAAGGCAAGAGCAACUUCCGUGAUAGUCAUGAAUACAAGAAGUUUAAGGAACUUUGUACAAAUGCAUACAUAAUACUUCAUUUGCGCUCGAAAUUGUUUAUUUCACUGUUCUCGAUGCUACUUUGUAUGGGACUUCCUGAAUUGCAAAAGGCGGAGGAUAUCAACUUCCUAAAAGGAACACUGUGUUUUGGUUUGGAUCGGAGUCGCGCAAUUGCUUCUUUCCAAAAAAUAUUUCAAGAAGCGUUCAGUAGAGCAUGGUCAACUAAAACUAACUGGUUUUUUCAUUCCAUGAAACAUUUAUAA
Messenger RNA from Thelazia callipaeda (thelaziosis nematode), 3276 nucleotides. The record is from the annotation of a GenBank genome assembly. Lineage: Eukaryota; Metazoa; Nematoda; Chromadorea; Rhabditida; Thelaziidae.